Molecule: messenger RNA, 1805 nt
Organism: Rattus rattus (black rat)
Lineage: Eukaryota; Metazoa; Chordata; Mammalia; Rodentia; Muridae
Gene: Nup42
Product: nucleoporin 42
Exons: 7
Coding region: 102-1358 (418 amino acids)
Cellular component (GO): nuclear envelope
Molecular function (GO): nuclear export signal receptor activity; metal ion binding
Source: RefSeq, a predicted model, not a curated record
CUGGGCGCGGGGAGAUGACGUCACACUAGCCGGACCGCGGUUGCUGGAGCUUGGGCCCUCGCAGCUGACCGCGAGUAGGGACGGGCUGCGACGGCGCUACGAUGACCAUUUGCCAGUUUUUCCUUCAAGGCCGGUGCCGCUUCGGAGACCGCUGCUGGAACGAGCAUCCCGGCGCCCGGGGUGCGGCCGGGGCCCGGCAGCCGCCACCACAGCAGCAGCCGCCCUCAGGGGGUAACCGUCGGGGGUGGAAUGCAGGCAGCCAGAGGUACUCCAACGUCAUCCAGCCGUCCAGUUUCUCCAAGAGCACGCCCUGGGGUGGCAGCAGAGGUCAGGACAAACCGCCCUUCGGCCCUUUUGAUUCUGGAGCUUCUACCAGCAGAGGCUUUGGGUCACCUCAAAACCCUUUUGCCUCACCUCUCUCUGAUGAGCAGAAAGAUGAAAAGAAACUUCUGGAAGGAAUUGUUAAGGACGUAGAGGUUUGGGAGUCUUCGGGGCAGUGGAUGUUUUCUGUUUACUCACCAGUGAGAAAGAAACCCAACAUUUCAGGUUUCACAGACAUUUCACCGGAAGAGUUGAGGCUUGAGUACCAUAACUUCUUAACCAGCAACAACUUGCAGAGCUAUCUAAACUCUGUUCAACAGCUCGUAAAUCAGUGGAGGAAUAGGAUAAAUGAACUGAAAAAUCUAAAUAUGUCGACCAAAGGAGCUCUGCUCUCUGACGUAAAGGAUGGGGUCAGCCAAGCAGCACCUGCGUUUGGAUUUGGAAGUAAGCAAGCAGGGACGUUUGGGUCACCAGGUUUUCCAGUGAAUAACAGCAGCAGCACUACUGUUCAGAGCUUCAGUUUUAAAACAAGCCCUGGACUGGCCACUGCUCCUUCUGGAAGCACCUCGGUGUUUGGAAGUCACCCAGCCUUUGGGGCUGGGCCCUCUGCUGGCUCUGCUGUCUCAUCCUCCAUUCCAGCCUUUGGACUUGGGAAACCUGAAGCCACAUCUGCUGCGUCAUUUUCAUUCAAGAGCCCUGAAGCUUCCAGCUUUGGAUCGCCUGGGUUUUCAGGAUUUCCAGCUCCCAUGGCAACAAGUCCCUUUGGCCCUGCCACAGCCCCUGCCUUUGGAAGUUCUGUGGCUGCUUUCGGCAGUCCUAGCCCACAUUCUCAGACUGUGUUUGCCAAGCCUUGCACUGAUGUGUUUGGAGGUAGCAGCAUAUCCACCUCUGCCCCAGCUUCCAGUGCCCCGGAUAACGCGCUGUUCACACCCAGGGAUCAGCUGACAAAGGAAGAACUGGAACAGUUUCAGUCCCAGAAAUUUACCCUGGGGAAAAUCCCACUGAAGCCGCCACCUGUUGAGCUUCUGACUGUAUAAGGAUCGGGUGCAAUACAGAAAGAGUGCUUUAGCCAGGCUCGCUGUGCAGCCUACAGUCUGGGAGGCUGAGCAGCGUUCGCCUCACAUUCAGGCCAGUGUGUUCAGCAGAGUGGUAAGAGACCAGCAGCUCUGUGUGGGACCUUCAAAGAGAAAGAGCUGAUGGCUUUUAAAGCAAUGUUUUUAUAGUGCUGGGAAUCACUGGGGCCUCACCCAGGCAAGGCGAGUACUACCUGACCCAUACUCCACCCUAACUAUGACUUCUGAGGUUGUCCUGAUGAGUUUGUGUGUAUAUGGAACAUAGGCUUUCAGUAAUUUGAGAGAUUUAACUUUUCUAAACAUCUAGGUAAAUAAAGGACAGCCAAAAAGUCAAUAAGCAAGGGAAAUAUUUUGGGCUGUAAUUAUGAGUGGAACUCAGACAGUGUAUUGAAUAAAGUAAUUUUCACCUUC